AUGUUUGCAGAGGCAGAAACACAGCUCUUGACUUUUCUUUUUGUAACUUUUGCUGAAAGAGUUGCAAUAACUUUUUAUUCUAGGUGUGUAACUAUGGAAUCGCAUUACCAAGUGAACUACAGAGGAUACAAUAAAUUAGACAUCUCUUUAUUUUAGAGACAGAGAAUAUGGAAACAUCAUUGGUUUUCUUUCCUCAAUUAAAUAUGUGCGAAUCAAAAGAAAAAACUUUUUUCAAGUUAGUACACGGUUCAGGAAAAGAAGAAACAAGCAAAGAAGCCAAGAUCAGAGCUAAGGAAAAAAGAAAUAGGCUAAGUCUUCUCUUGCAGAAACCUGAGUUUCGUGAAGAGACCCAUACUGGUAGGUCUGGGCAGUUGGCCAAAGAAACAAGAGUCUCCCCUGAAGAAGCAAUGAAAUGGGGUGAAUCAUUUGACAAGCUGCUUUCCCAUAGAGAUGGACUGGAGGCUUUUACCAGAUUUCUUAAAACUGAAUUCAGUGAGGAAAACAUUGAAUUUUGGAUAGCCUGUGAAGAUUUCAAGAAAAGCAAAGAACCUCAACAAAUUCUCCUUAAAGCAAAAGAAAUAUAUGAGAAAUUUAUACAGAAUGAUGCUCCGCAAGAGGUUAAUCUCGAUUUUCACACCAAAGAAGUCAUUACUAAGAGCGUCACCCAACCCUCCCUCCACAGUUUCGAUGCUGCACAAAGCAGAGUGUAUCAGCUCAUGGAACAAGACAGUUAUACGCGUUUUCUGAAAUCUGACAUCUAUUUAGACUUGAUAGAAGGAAGGCCUCAGAGACCAACAAAUCUUAGGAGACGAUCACGCUCAUUUACUUGCAAUGAAUUCCAAGAUGUGAAAUCAGAUGUUGCCAUUUGGUUAUAACAAAAAUUGAUUUUGCUCAUUUUGAUGGCAAAUUUGCACAUCUGCUUCUAAGAUGUAGCAUGUUUAUGUUACAAAAUGGUUACAUAUUUUAAAAUAAAAUACAUAAUGUGAAAGAAUUUUAAAAAUAUAAAUCAAAAUUUUUAUGCUAACAAAAUACAUACUGCAUCUGCCAAUAUGUUCUGUAAAACCUUCCAUGUGGCAUCAUUCCAUUCA
Molecule: messenger RNA, 1088 nt
Organism: Galeopterus variegatus (Sunda flying lemur)
Lineage: Eukaryota; Metazoa; Chordata; Mammalia; Dermoptera; Cynocephalidae
Gene: RGS18
Product: regulator of G-protein signaling 18
Exons: 5
Coding region: 168-875 (235 amino acids)
Source: RefSeq, a predicted model, not a curated record